Molecule: messenger RNA, 820 nt
Organism: Copidosoma floridanum
Lineage: Eukaryota; Metazoa; Arthropoda; Insecta; Hymenoptera; Encyrtidae
Source: RefSeq, a predicted model, not a curated record
AAACGAAUCUAUUUUUGCCCGACUCGGUUAAGGAUAAUUCUUGGUAUUGGGGUGACUUGAGCCGCGAGAGUCCCCGAAAAACCGGCUUUUUCCCAGUCAUUCCGUGCAAAAGUCCCGCAAUUGCCGACAAAGAUCAUCGGUCCCCAUCGAUCAAUCUACAAAAGCUCACCAGCUUACCGGAGCCAGACGAAGACUUGCUAACCUCAGCCCGCACACAUUUUCGCCCGAUCAAAGAGGACGGCAACUGGACCGACGGCACCACGUUUCCCGUGAACAAUGCUCUGGAACGAGUCGCUUAUCGCAGGUCAGACUCGGGAAAUUUGUUAUACCUUCCCGACGGCGAGAGCCCGUACAUGGAAUAUCGAGAGAAUCUGAGCGCACCGAUCGCCGUAGCUGUACCCUCGAACCUGACCCUGAAAUUUAGGGUUCGCCAGUGCGACAAGGGCAUACAGACCGAGCCCGUUCGUUCUCCGAUCAAACGUCGAAUCUUGUCUGAGAAAGAUCGCUUGUAUUACUCGUUGAAUACCGACGGGGACAUUAUUCAUGCGAACGAUAGCGACGAUGUUGAAAAGGAUUCCUUUGAUCUGGAACAAACGAAUUGGGCCGAUCAGCCCGUAAUGCUUCUACGAAACGAAAGGAAAAGAAGGCACAGCAGCAGUUUCAAGGCUAGACCGCUGGCAGUGUUGCGUCCGUUGACACUUUAAAGUUGAAUAACGUGGUCUUGUGGAGGACGUGAUCCACUGUAAGGAAGAGGCAAAUUAUUUUGUUUUUAGUUUAGUUAUUUAUCGCCGCGAAUCGCUAAAUACAAUUAAUUUUAAAG